This is a messenger RNA of Salvia hispanica, 1268 nucleotides long. RefSeq names its product fructokinase-2-like. The record is from RefSeq and is a predicted model, not a curated record. Gene Ontology annotation, cellular component: cytosol. Gene Ontology annotation, biological process: fructose metabolic process. Gene Ontology annotation, molecular function: fructokinase activity. NCBI's taxonomy places the organism in Eukaryota, Viridiplantae, Streptophyta, Magnoliopsida, Lamiales, Lamiaceae.
CACACACUCCAGCGUACAUUUACACACACUUACGUACACUACAUAUUCAUUUUUUUCUCUCUCAGUUCAACAAUGGCGAACUCAGGUGCCGGCCAGGGACUGAUCGUGAGCUUCGGCGAGAUGCUGAUCGACUUCGUCCCGACGGUCUCCGGCGUCUCGCUGGCGGACGCGCCGGGCUUCCUCAAGGCCCCCGGCGGCGCCCCCGCCAACGUCGCCAUCGCCAUCACCAGGCUCGGCGGGAAGGCUGCGUUCGUCGGAAAGCUCGGGGACGACGAGUUCGGCCAAAUGCUCGCCGGGAUCCUCAAGGAGAACAAGGUCUGCACCGAGGGCAUCAAUUUCGACAAGGGCGCGCGCACCGCCCUCGCGUUCGUCACCCUCCGCGACGACGGCGAGCGCGAGUUCAUGUUCUACCGGAAUCCCAGCGCUGACAUGCUCCUCAAGCCGGAGGAGUUGAAUCUCAAUCUCAUCAAAUCUGGCAAGAUUUUCCAUUAUGGAUCAAUCAGCUUGAUUGUGGAGCCAUGCAGAUCAGCCCACAUGAAGGCCAUGGAUGAGGCAAAGAAAGCUGGGGCCUUUCUCUCAUAUGAUCCCAACCUCCGCCUGCCACUGUGGCCGUCGGCCGAGUAUGCCAAGGAGCAGAUUUUGAGCAUCUGGAACAAGGCGGAUUUGAUCAAGGUCAGCGACAACGAGCUUGAGUUCCUCACUGGAAACAGCAAGAUUGAUGAUGAAUCUGCAAUGUCUUUGUGGCACCCCAACUUGAAGCUCCUUUUGGUCACACUUGGAGACAAGGGAUGCAAAUACUAUGCAAAGAACUUCAAAGGAUCUGUGCCUGGCUUUGGUGUCAAGGCAGUUGACACCACUGGCGCUGGUGAUUCUUUUGUCGGAUCCCUCCUCGUAAAGAUAGUUGAUGAUCUUUCUAUCAUUCAGGAUGAAGCGAAGCUGAGGGAAGUGUUGAAAUACGCAUGUGCUUGUGGCGCCAUUACCACAACCAAGAAGGGUGCGAUCCCAGCUCUCCCCAACCACUCUGAGGUGCUUGCAGUGCUCAAAACUGGACCAAAAUAGGCACCAGAAUGUCUGUCUGUUUAUUACAGUUUCAUUUUGGUUGUUUAUUAGAGUUUCGAAAUGGUGGUUUAACCAUAAACCAUAUUUUCUCUUUUUGCAAUUUUACUUUCUUUUCCUGAGUUUAGAUUUCGCACAUUGUAGUGAAUGCUGAGGCAAUUCCUAAACUGUGAGUAGUUAGUUAUAAAUAAAAUGUAGCAACCUAUAUAUUU